AUGCUGUUGGUGGACUGUAAACUGUUGGAGGUUCUCCGGGGGAGGAGGCGCAUUCGUGCCGUGGCCAUGAAGCUGCCUUGCUUCUUCUGGUUCUUCCUGCUGUUUGGAGCCGGAGGUCUGGUGCUCUUCAUCCAUCUACAGGACCUCUCAGAGAUGGUCCAACACCAAGGCCCAGGGAUGAAGUUCAGAGCCACGGCCAGGCAGACGAGGGAGGAGAUGUGUUCUCAGUAUAGUGAAGCACCGGGGAGUGAGUCCAUUCGCAGGAGCAGGGUUAACACACCAGGCCAAGAGGGUGCAUCCAGCCCCAUCUCACCUAUGCAGUUCCCCGCUUUUGAGUGGGGGGGUCAGGCCGCCACCCCCGGCUCACGGGAGCAAGACAUGGGUUCUCCUCGAGUCACCAAACGUCACAGGAAGCUGUUGAAAACGAGCCCCGUCGUCAGAUCACACCAAAACUCUUCUUCCUCCUCCUCCUCUUCCUCUUCCAAGCCUUCCUUCGUCAUCUCCGCACAGGAAAGCUGGAGCAGACUUUUGCAUAUCCAGGAAGCGAGGCGACAGUUGAUGAAAGAGGUGUGUGCCAAAUACAGGAGCAACAUCUCCAGGACGAUCACUCCCCAUCACGUGUCGCGCAUCUACGUGGAGGACAAAUACAAACUCCUCUACUGCGAGGUCCCCAAAGCAGGCUGCUCCAACUGGAAGCGGAUCCUGAUGGUGUUAGCUGGACUCGCCUCCUCCACCCACGACAUUAAACACGAUGCCGUGCAUUACGGCAACCACCUUAAGCGGCUGGACAGCUUUGACCGCCAGGGCAUCACCCGUCGACUGGACACCUACACCAAAGUGCUCUUCGUGCGAGAGCCUCUGGAGAGGCUGGUGUCAGCCUUUCGGGACAAGUUUGAAAGCCCCAACUCAUACUACCAUCCGGUUUUCGGGAAGCCGAUCAUCUCGAAGUAUCGCGUCAACGCCUCGAAGGCGGCCCUUAAGACGGGCAGCGGCGUGACCUUUCGGGAAUUUACUCAGUACCUGCUGGAUGUGCACAGGCCGGUGGGCAUGGACAUCCACUGGGAACCAGUAAGCCAGCUCUGCAGCCCGUGCCUGUUGGAUUACGACUUCAUCGGUAAGUUCGAGACCAUGGAGGAAGAAGCGAACUUUCUCCUCAAACAGAUAGGGGCCCCUAAAAACCUCACGUUCCCCACCUUCAAGGACAGGAACCCCAAGGCGGCAAGGACUUCCACCCACAUCACACAGCACUACUUUGCACAGCUCAAUGCAUCAGAGAGACAGAGGGCCUAUGACUUCUAUUAUAUGGACUACCUAAUGUUCAAUUACUCCAAACCACUCAAAGACUUAUACUGA
Chanos chanos (milkfish) is the source of this 1353-nucleotide messenger RNA. RefSeq names its product carbohydrate (N-acetylgalactosamine 4-0) sulfotransferase 8 (gene chst8). Gene Ontology annotation, biological process: proteoglycan biosynthetic process; carbohydrate biosynthetic process. The coding region runs from base 1 to 1353 and encodes 450 amino acids. Lineage: Eukaryota; Metazoa; Chordata; Actinopteri; Gonorynchiformes; Chanidae. Gene Ontology annotation, cellular component: membrane. The record is from RefSeq and is a predicted model, not a curated record. Gene Ontology annotation, molecular function: sulfotransferase activity. The transcript has 3 exons.